Messenger RNA from Chrysemys picta bellii (western painted turtle), 2328 nucleotides. RefSeq names its product zinc finger protein 436-like. The record is from RefSeq and is a predicted model, not a curated record. Gene Ontology annotation, molecular function: DNA-binding transcription factor activity, RNA polymerase II-specific; RNA polymerase II cis-regulatory region sequence-specific DNA binding. NCBI's taxonomy places the organism in Eukaryota, Metazoa, Chordata, Testudines, Emydidae. Gene Ontology annotation, biological process: regulation of transcription by RNA polymerase II.
GUGGACCAGCCCUUUAGUAGAAUCCGGAUGUCACCCAUUGUUUCGGGCUGACUGCAGGGACCCUUGGCUGUAGUGGUGCAUAGCGUCCAUUCAGCAUCCUCCUCCCCCCGCCCUGUGUGGACUUCAUUUAUCACUCACGUUAGUGACGUUUUCCUUUUGCACCCUGACUUGUGGUAAACUCUCUGGGGGCUUCCGGCCAAUUCCUGCAACCACUUGGCGAUUUUGCCACUGAUUUCAGUGGGACCAGGAACUGCUCAUCGGCCCGAUUCUGAUCUAGGUUACAGCCGUGUAACGUCGCUGGCUUCAGCGCAGGUUCUCAGUAUUUACACCUGUACAAAAGCGAUCUAGGAGCUGGUAAAGCACAGAAUCGGGCUGCUCGAAUGCCCCAGCCCAGCGUUUCCAUAGCGGUGGGUGCUGCCGUGCACACGGAUAGCUACGGACAAAGGCUGAACAAGAAUAAUUCCUCUUCGGCCGGUUUGGUGCCGGUGGUAUUUGAUGACGUCGCUGUCUAUUUCUCCCGGGAAGAGUGGGACAUGUUUGCGGAGUGGCAGAAGGAGCUGUACAGGGAGGUGAUGACGGAGAACUAUGAAAUGCUGCUUUCUUUGGGCUACCCGGGCCCCAAGCCUGACCUCUUAUAUCGGCUGGAGCGUGGGGAAGAGCCGUGGGUCCACACCCCGCAGGGCCCUGUGGCGUGGGAGAGCCCCUCUCCGGCAGAGGAGGAGGAGCAGCGCUGUGAGCCGUGGGUCAGCCCCCAGCAGGACUCCAUGGUGUGGGAGCUUCCGGAGAGUCCCUGCCGAGGCGGCGAUGUCCUGAGUGGGUCCGGGGAGCAGCAGCGCCGGUUAUGGGCCAGCAUCCUCCAGUGCGCCGUGGCAUGGGAGAGACCCGAGAGCGUCGGCCGAGCAGAUGGCAGGGUCAGGAGCAGUUCUGAGGAGCAUCCGGAUAAAGGGGCUGAGACCGUGGACCCCUACAGGGUGUUACUCCGGGGAUCAGAAGAGGGCGCUGUCCUGAGCCCUGAGCUGCAAGGAACCUCCCUGAGCUCGUGUGGGUCUCAGAGACCGGAGAGUGAGCUGGGGGCCUCACGGGGGUGUGACCAGUGCUCCAGCAACUCCCCAAAUAUGCAGUCAGGGCCUGAGACUGGAGAGGGGCCGAGCCCAUGCCCGGUGUGUGCCCCGAGAGCCAAUGGGAUGCCCCCUCCUGAUGCGCAGGAGAGCAGCGUUCCCAAGAAGGAGAAACCCCACAAGUGCCCCGAGUGCGGGAAAGGCUUCCGGAGGAAGUGGGAUCUCACCAAGCACCAGAGAACCCACUCGGGGGAGCGCCCCUACCCCUGCACGGACUGCAGCAAGAGCUUCAGCCACGUCUCCAACCUCAUCAAGCACCAGCGCAUCCACACCGGGGAGCGGCCCUUCGCCUGCAACAUCUGCGGGCGCAGCUUCACCCUGAAGCAGGUGCUGGUCCGGCACCAGCGCAUCCACACGGGCGAGCGGCCCUUCGCCUGCACCGACUGCGACAAGAGCUUCAAGGACAAGCAGAAGCUGACCAUCCACCAGCGCAUCCACACCGGCGAGCGGCCCUACGUCUGCGCCGACUGCGGCAAGAGCUUCGGGCAGAGCCAGCGGCUCAAGACGCACCGGCGCAUCCACACGGGGGAGAAGCCCUACCUCUGCAGCGACUGCGGCCGGGCCUUCAGCCAGGUCUCCAAUCUGUACACGCACUGGCGCACCCACACGGGCGAGCGCCCCUACCCCUGCACCUACUGCGGCAAGAGCUUCAGCCUCAAGCACGACCUGACCAAGCACCAGCGGGUGCACACGGGCGAGCGCCCCUACCCCUGCGCGGACUGCGACAAGAGCUUCAGCCAGAAGCAGGACCUCACCAAGCACCAGCGGGUGCACACGGGCGAGCGCCCCUACCCCUGCGCCCAGUGCGGCAAGAGCUUCAGCAACGUGUCCAACCUCCUUGCCCACCAAAGGACCCACCUGGGGCAGCGGCUCCCAGGGGCCGGCCCGGCCCAGCCUGGCAAGGAAUGAACCGCCAUGGGGGCGCUGCUGUGAGCCCGUCAGGAAAUCGGGGUGGGUGAUGAGUCCUGUUCUGCUCCCCUUCCCACAGUGCAAGUCAGGAGCCACUCCAUUCCCUUCUGUGCCGGCACAGCCAGUGUCAGCGGAUGUGCUAACUGAGGGAGCUGAGCAGAGCGGGGAGCAGGGAAAGGACUAGCAGAGGGUGCUAGAUCAAGCCACCCCCGCCGACAUGUUGUCUGGCAGCCCCUCCAGGGCUGAGAUCCCAUUGGUUUCAACAGCACUUACACCAGGGUCUGAUCCCCCCCACGACCUC